AUUGGAAUUUGACAACUCGAAUAUGACAGAUUUAGACAAUAAGUCAAGCGGUAGACUUGGAGUAGUCCAAACUGCUCAGACUACUGAUAACUGGGACAAGAGCGAUUGCGUAACAUUUGUUAUGCACAAAGAAGACCAUACUCUUGGCAAUGCUCUCAGAUAUAUGAUUAUGAAAGACCCUGAUGUAGAGUUCUGUGGUUACAGUGUACCCCAUCCUACAGAGAAUAGGAUCAACUUCAGGAUACAAACAAAAGGACCACCAGCUGGUGAUGUCUUUGGAAAGGGAUUAGCCAAUCUCUCAGAAGUAUGUGAUCACAUUCAACAAACAUUCGAAGACAGCAUAAAACAGUUCAAAGAUGAAGGAAUGGAGAGUCAAUGACCCAGGACCAAAAUGUAGCAUGAUAUAUGGAGAGAAGUGGACUUGUACAUGGAACACCUUUUAUUCAUUCCUGGGG
Messenger RNA from Lytechinus variegatus (green sea urchin), 455 nucleotides. Its product is annotated as DNA-directed RNA polymerases I and III subunit RPAC2-like. Gene Ontology annotation, molecular function: DNA binding; protein dimerization activity; DNA-directed RNA polymerase activity. Bases 23 to 379 code for a protein of 118 amino acids. Gene Ontology annotation, cellular component: RNA polymerase I complex; RNA polymerase III complex. Gene Ontology annotation, biological process: DNA-templated transcription. The transcript has 5 exons. NCBI's taxonomy places the organism in Eukaryota, Metazoa, Echinodermata, Echinoidea, Temnopleuroida, Toxopneustidae. The record is from RefSeq and is a predicted model, not a curated record.